AUGAAUAAUUAUUUCACUCAAUUCAUACCGCAAUUAGGAAGGCAGGACUCUACUGAUACGCAUAACAGCACUCACCGAGAAUGCUUGUAUCCCAAGGUGAAAUACAUAUGUGUUUUUAAUCCUUCGCAUAUAAGUGAUAAGUGUGAAUCAAACAACGAAUUGAUAAAACAGAUUCUAUGCUUUGUUUCAGAAAAUAUGGAUUGUGAUCCAGAGAAUAGAGAUGUAUCUUUUGAAGAGAAUGAUAAAUUGAAGAUUAUUGGUUUAGUUAGAGGAAUUAACUCAUUUAUGCAAGGUUUCGCUAAAGAUGUCCAAAGUGAUUCUAAUAUCAUAAAAACUGAUACUUCUCUAUUAAUUGUCAAGCAGGUUGAAGCCAGUUAUUAUAUUAUUUGUUGUGUUUCUAUUUCUGCUAUUUCACAGAAUAAUUCCAAAAUAGUCAGUCAUCAAAUGUCAAAAUUGAUUGAUCAAGCUUACAAUCAUUUUGUAGUAUUAAAUGGUUCAUUUGAAAGAGUUUUGGAAGAAUACAACUUAGAAAUCUUAAAGAAUUCUCUUGAUGAUUUUUGGAGAGAAUUCAUUGGUAGCUAUAACUCUGAAUACCUUAAAUUUCCAUCUAAGCUCCUAUGGGCUAAUUGCAUGAAUUAUAGAGGCUUUUUGGGAUUAUUAGGAACGAACCGGCUGAAUGUUUACAAAAAGUCUUCGAUCAUUUUAAAUGACUCUACCAAUGAUCAGAUAGACAGAAUAUUAUACAAUGAAAGUCAGGAUGAACGAUUAAAACCUAAAGGUUUAAUAAUUUCAUAUUUUGAUCAAACCGAGCCUAAGAAGUAUGGUAUGAUUUACUCAAAUAGCUCGCUUGCAGGAGAAACUGAUAAAAAGCUUAUACAGCCUCAAGAACUAAUCAAUAUAUAUAAUUGGCUUGAAUACUACGAUUUCCACCAUAAGCUUGAUGGGGAGAGUCUCACAUCAUUAGACUACGAAGGAUUUUUUUCAUCCUCUGAUACCAUUCGAGAGCAGCUUAAUAGCGAACAGCAAGUCUUAAUAUCGCUUGCAUCGGUAAAUGAUUCUGACACUAGGUCAGUAAUGUCAACGGCUGCUUCGACUUUCGAUAUGAUUAACCCUAUUAAUCUUACAAAUGAUUAUAUCAUUCUGCCGUUCAAUAGCACGAUGAAUAAUGUUAUGGGCUUUAGUGGUAUAAAUGGUGAUGUGAAUCACCAGGCACCUAAUCAAGAUUCUUCUAUUGGAAAUUGGCUUUCAAUUCCAUCAUAUUUAAAACCCUUCACUCAAAACAAUUCACAUGAUGCCAAUAUAAAUGCUAGCAGUGAGCAUACUGACGAGUGCAGUUCGCCAAAUGAUGAAACAGAUGAUGAAUCGGAUGGCUAUUUCAUUAUUGGUUUGUCAAAAGAUGCAAACUCAAAUAAUAUAAUUACCAAGAGAUUGGUUUAUUUGAAUUCGGUUGUUCAAAAAAAUGACGGAGAACUGACAAUUAAUAAAAGAGAAUAUCUGAUAAUAGUUUAUGCACUUAAUAAGAUAAUUUUUACACUCGUGUACGAUUCUUCUUUAAAUGAGCUAAAUCAAGAAGCAUUUUAUACUAAUUUGUCUAAAGUUAUAUUAUAUCCCUUGAUAGAAGAGUUGAAUACUGUUUUGAUGAAUGGAAGUAUUAUAGGUAAUAGUGUGGGUUCUCUACCUAGAUCAUUAGACUCAUUAAGAAUUAAUAAUGGAAAGACAUAUAUUUCACCUGGCCUCGAGACUGAUCAGAAUCAAAAUUUUUAUUUUAUUAUUUACGAUAACAAUGAAGGAUGGGUCAAAUCAUCCUUACCAUACUUACCAUUGCUUAGUCCUAGUUUGAAUGCAAUGUCGGAAAACGAAAGUCAAUUAAAUAAAUCUAAUAUAAGAUACAAAAGUGCCAUUUUUCAUUUGCAUGAUCAAUUAAGUGAUAUAUUCAUCGCCCAAAGGAAUAAUGAUUUUUUCAAGGGUGAUAAUAUGAAUGAAUUUUUUCAUAAAUUCAAUUCUUCAAGACAUUUUGAUUGGAUGUUCUAUUAUAUAAAAUAUAACAAUAGAUUCAUAGUCAUUAUCAAGAGUCGAAACAGAAACCAUAGAAUUACUCCCAAGCGAAAUACAACUGCAAUUUCUAAAAAGCCAAAUACACAUGAACCUGUGUCUUCGAUAGCAACGAACCAACAAAAUAGAAAUAUGGUGUUACAACAAUUAACCGAUUACGCUCACUUGGGAUUUUUAAAUAAUUUAGGAGAUGAUGUCAAGCUUUGGCUUGAAAGCUUUGGCCUUGAUGGAGAAGUAUAA
Molecule: messenger RNA, 2292 nt
Organism: Debaryomyces fabryi
Lineage: Eukaryota; Fungi; Ascomycota; Pichiomycetes; Serinales; Debaryomycetaceae
Exons: 1
Coding region: 1-2292 (763 amino acids)
Biological process (GO): vesicle-mediated transport
Cellular component (GO): intracellular membrane-bounded organelle; Mon1-Ccz1 complex
Source: RefSeq, a predicted model, not a curated record